This is a messenger RNA of Solanum stenotomum, 486 nucleotides long. Its product is annotated as VQ motif-containing protein 20. The transcript has a single exon. Bases 1 to 486 code for a protein of 161 amino acids. Lineage: Eukaryota; Viridiplantae; Streptophyta; Magnoliopsida; Solanales; Solanaceae. The record is from RefSeq and is a predicted model, not a curated record. Gene Ontology annotation, cellular component: nucleus.
AUGAAGCCUCCAACAUCUCCAUUGAAGAUGAACAAGGACUCUUGUUACAUCAAGAAAUCCCCUUCAUCCUCAUUCCUAAACCAGCAGCAGCAGCGGCAUCAUCCCGUUAUAAUUUAUACUCAUUCCCCCAAAAUAAUUCAUACCAAUCCCUAUGAUUUUAGGGCAUUAGUCCAAAAACUCACUGGUCUUUCUAGUCAUAAUUCUGACCCAAAUACUAAUUAUCAUGACAACAACAACAGUUGCGAUGCCAGGAUUAAUUCCUCAUCAGCUACCAUUUUUGAUCUGCCUAACACUAAUCAAGAUACAAACAACAAUGAUAUCGGGAUUAAUUCAUCAUCACCUUACUGCAUUCCUCAGGAACGAGCCAUUUUUGAUCUGCCUCACACUAUUGAUGAAAAUGAAAAUGAAGAUACUGACUUGGAUUUCUUGUAUUCAGCUUCUUAUGAACCGCUCUGUAAUUAUACCGAUUCUUUCUUCUUCAAAUAG